GUCUUCGUUGACCGAAGCACUCCCGUUUUUACCAGUAAGCCGUUGAGCGGCGCCGUUCAGGGCUAUAGCCCAUCUUAAUAUCGCUUCCUUUUCGGUUCCCGGUACCAGCUGUAUUUGGAUCCCUACCACCCACGCCGCACUCCCACCCGCUCGGAUUUUCAAAGUAUCUUUAGUAAUAAUAGCAAGAGGCGGUGCUCACGUCACCCAAUAUACCAUGAAGCCAGAGAUGCUGGAGCCGGCUGUUUACCAUCCUGCGGCCCCAAGCACCAGGGCAGACUCCCGCCAUGGCCUGUCUCCGCUGGACCAGAGACAGACACUUAAUACCACAAACGACGAAUGUUCCAUUCCCACCUACUACUUCACUACGAGGUACUCUACCUCUUCGGCAUACCAGCCCAGUGCCACAUCGCCCUCGAGCCUCGACGACUUCCCUACGCCCAAGGCCCGUUUGUUCGACAUGACCCCCCAGCCUUCGCCGCGCUUUCCUCGUCACGCGGCCACCUAUCCGCCAGCAACUCGGGAGAGCCGUACAGACAGCGACUUUGACUCGUUGUAUGACAUCACUGACGACGAAGCUGAGGUACCGCUGCACGCAUCGGCGUCAGUCAAGAAGCUUGCAACACAGCCAAGGCGGAGACGCUAUCCGUCCAUUGUCAUUCCCUCGCCCUCUGCCUGGCCAACGAUUGAAAAGUUGAAGAGUGCCAAUUCGGCCGUGCCUGUUACUCCGUCAUUGGUGCUGACGCCUUCUCGCCGUUACCUCGAGAUGAUUGACUCUCAUAACCUGCAGGUACCGGAACGCUCCGCUGCUCCCUCAUUGGACGGCAGCCUCACUUCAGAAGAAAUGGACAAGCUCAGCUGCCCAGCUACCCCAAUAUCACAGCAGAGGCCUGGAUCCUCGUCGAGCUGUGACUCGUGGGGUCCCGUGCAACUUGACAUGCAAGCCAUGGAGACGCUUCAACAUCUGGGCAACUCACCAUCCACUGAGCAGUACGAGCAACGAGAGCAACAGCAACGCGAGACGAAUGCGACCAGGGGUGAGAUGCGGGAGGUCUCUCGGCCAAGCCUUGGUCUGAGCAUUCCAUCCACCAUCUUCGGAAAUGCCUCCUCUGGCAGCACGCCCCUCUCUGCCCUCUCAGUCCCGUCACCAGGAGGCUUCUUCUCUUCGCUCCAGGCUAGUGCCCGCCACACAUGGAGCAUUCCUAAGCGGGUGGAUUCAAUCCCAAACACGUCUACCGCUGAGAAGUUCUACAACCUCCCAUGGGACAAGACCAGCCGAAGGAAUACCUCGCCACACCCUGCACCAGCUGUACCAGCUCUCCCGCGGCGAAACUCGACUCUGGGUGGAUCGACUCUCGAUGGAUUCGACGAUCCUUUGGCAACAUCGCGACCAGUAAUUCUCAGUCCUGCAGAUGAGAAUGUAGAGAUCAAAGAGAUCAACCCCAGCAAGACGGUCUUCCAGUACAAUGAAAACUACAACGCUGAGCUUCAAAAAGUAUCUUGUCUGAAUCUCGAAAUGACUGGCCGAUGGUUGGAGGAACAGGAUGAGCUACAAGCCGCUCUUCGUGACAUGGCUGACAUCAGCUCGCCCAACCUCUCUACUGGAACCCAUAGUCGCGGCAACUCAGUGGACAAGCCCGCAGUCAAGAAGUCGGUCAAGUUUGCUGAUGAGCCCGCCAAGUCUCCAGUGCCAGAGUCGGCUACCAAGCCUAUCCUGACUUAUGUCCAAGGCCUCGAGUACCUUCGCUCUCGUUGCCAGAAGAAGGAUACAUUCAUCCACCGCCAGACCCGCGCCGAGGCCAUGCAUGUACAGCGUCGCUGCAGCCCUCUGGCUCAUCGCGAUCAGCUCCUUGGCAAUUUUAAGCUCGGCCAGCCAGAUCGUCCAGUGCCGCCACGUCCCGUGUCUGAAUUCUUUGUCGAUGACCCGACCGUCUUGAAGGAGAGGAUUGCACGUGCGCAGAUGGAACGCCAGGCGCUCGACCAGAUGCUGCCGAUCCAUUGGGUUCUGCAGGCACAGAAACAACUCAAUGGAGGAAGACUGUUGAGCAAGGCCGCAGCGCGACGAGUUACACGUGCCAGUGCGCCACGCAUCCUCGAUAUCGGCGGUGUCGCCGCCAACGACUGGGCGUGGGACGUUGCAUACGAUUUCCCCUACGCCUCUGUGAUUACUGUCUACACAGCAGGUAACAACAUGUCUUUGGAUGUCAAGGGCCCAGACAACCACAAGCACAUGACGGUCCCUAACCUGUGGACCCUUCCCUUUCCCUCGGGCCACUUUGAUGUCAUCUCGGCACGCACACUGUACGAGCAUCUCAAAACCAUCAAGCCUUUGGGCAAGACGUGCGAUGAGUAUGACUUGUGCUUGAAGGAGUGCUACCGGUGCUUGAAGCCAGGAGGUGUGCUUGACUUUUCACUCAUGGACGCGGAUGUUGUGCACGCUGGUCGCAACGCUCAAGCCAUGGGUGUCGAAUUUGGCUUCAAUCUCAAGACACGCGGCUAUGACGCGCAGCCUACCAAGGCCUUUCUUCCUCGCGUCUCCAAAGCCGGCUUCAAGGACGUGCAGCGCGCAUGGAUGUUUCUCCCCAUGGGCAAGACGGCUGCCAACUGGCGUGAAACGCUCCCCGUUGGUGCCGAGCCACAGCCCCAAGAGCGGAGAAUCACGGAGAAUGGACAGAUUGAGCUUGAGGAUACGCCAGUAUAUGGCACGACGAUUGACGCGGCCAUGCUGACUGGUAUCGUCGGCAGCUGGGCGUGGGAGAGGUGGUUGUUGAGACUGCAAAUGGAGAUGGGCAAGGAUGAGGAUAGAUUGCUCGAGGGUGUAGUCAAUGUGCUUGAAGAGGGUGCCCAGUGCCACUCUGGGUGGAGGACUCUGACUGGUUGGGCAAGGAAGUAGAUUUUGGAUGGCUGAAAAUGUUACGCGAUACGGUGUUAUGAUGGAGGGUUUUUGUGUUG
This is a messenger RNA of Exserohilum turcica Et28A, 2949 nucleotides long. RefSeq lists its product as uncharacterized. The transcript has a single exon. The coding region runs from base 215 to 2890 and encodes 891 amino acids. Gene Ontology annotation, molecular function: S-adenosylmethionine-dependent methyltransferase activity. The record is from RefSeq and is a predicted model, not a curated record. Lineage: Eukaryota; Fungi; Ascomycota; Dothideomycetes; Pleosporales; Pleosporaceae.